UACAUUGUAGGUGUCCUUCUCAAACUAUUCCAGUAGCGGAAUCAUCACUUAAGUGUAUGACGAUUUUUGCCAAUUCAACCACCGAGAUUACCUCAGGAUCAGUCAAAAUGGAAUUAAAAAAUGUGCCCUGGUUUCUGAUAUCAUUAAUGCUGGGCGGAUAUACUCAUGGGGCAUCAGACACUAAAACGGAAGCCAGCGUAGAACCCUUUCUCAACCCUUUACUGACUCAGAUGGAGGGAGACAGACAAAACUUGCCAGACGGUCUGAAUAAAUGCAUCGAAAAAAUCAACAGAGCUCAGCCCUACAACAAAACAGGUCCAUACUGUAAUUGGACAUGGGAUGGAUGGUUCUGUUGGGACGACACCCCAGCAGGGACCUUCGCUAGUCAGAACUGCCCUGACUAUGCCGGAUUUGACCCUACUGAAAAAGUGACUAAAUAUUGUGACGAAGCAGGCAAUUGGCUUCAACAUUCUGCCUUUAAUGUAACCUGGUCCAACUGUAUUGUCAUCUCCAAGGAUAAAUUAAAGACAGUGACUCACAGUUCUUCUGAAGCCAUCGCUGAACCCACAAUUGAAGCACUCGUCAGUCCUGUUGUCACGCAGAAGGCCGAGGAAAGGAAAAAGAUUAUUGACGGUCAAUAUAAAUGCUUUGAAAAAAUGAACAGAGAUCCGCCUUACAACAAAACAGGUCCAUACUGUAAUCGGACCUGGGACGGAUGGCUAUGUUGGGACGACACGCCAGCAGGGACGUACGCGUACCAGAACUGCCCCAAUUACUUUGCUGAUUUUGACUCCACGGAAAAAGCCACUAAAUAUUGUGAUGAAUCAGGUAAUUGGUUCCGACACCCUGAGACUAACAGAACAUGGUCCAACUACACACUCUGCACUGCCUACACGCCAGACAAAUUAAAGAUGGCAUACAUACUCUACUAUAUGGCCAUUGUGGGCCAUGCUUUGUCCAUUGCAUCCCUGCUGAUUUCUCUGGCGAUAUUCUUUUACUUCAGGAGCCUUAGUUGUCAAAGGAUUACACUGCACAAGAAUUUGUUUUGCUCCUAUGUACUGAACUCCGCUUUUACCAUUGUGAACCUCAUUGCCGUUGUGAACAACCCUAAAGUUGUGGAAAAAAACCCUGUGGGCUGUAAGGUUCUUCACUUCUUUCACAUGUAUAUGCUGGGGUGUAACUACUUUUGGAUGCUGUGCGAGGGGAUUUACCUGCACACGCUCAUUGUGGUGGCCGUGUUCGCUGAGGAGCAGCACCUGCACUGGUAUUACCUCCUGGGCUGGGGGUUCCCUUUGGUGCCUGCAUCAAUCCAUGCAGUUGCAAGGAAAAAGUAUUUUGAUGACAAUUGCUGGAUGAGUGUGGACACUCAAUUGCUCUACAUUGUCCAUGGACCGAUAAUGGCAGCUUUAUUAGUGAAUUUGUUUUUCCUGCUAAACAUUGUGAGGGUGCUGGUGACCAAGCUUCGGGACACCCACCGGGCAGAGUCCAACAUGUACAUGAAAGCAGUCCGAGCCACACUCAUCCUCAUUCCCUUACUAGGAAUCCAGUUCAUCAUUUUGCCAUGGCGACCAGAAAACAGGCUUAUCGGCGAAAUAUAUGACAUAACAAUGCAUAUGUUAAUGCAUUAUCAGGGCUUGCUGGUGGCAACUAUAUUUUGCUUUUUCAAUGGAGAGGUGCAGUCGGCUCUCAAGAGGCAGUGGAUGCAGUACAAAACGCAGUGGGGCCAGCGCAGGCGGGAGCACUGCUCCAUGCGCUCCACCUCCUACACCGCCACGUCCAUCACGGAGGACCCCACCUUCCUCUACCACCACGACUGCAACAGCGAACACUUGAACGGGAAAUAUUCCGACGACUCGGAAGUGGUCGCGCUAAAGACGGAAGAGACGUACGCCUGAACGAGAAAAAAAAAAAAUGCGAGCGUGGGAAAGCAAAUGCGGGAGAUUUUUGCGUUUUUCUUUUUACGAGAAAAAAGAAAAAAAAAAGAUCAAUGGAAAACAAAAACAAACAAAAGAAUCAUGUCGACGCAGAAUCUUCAAAGCCCCACUGCAGAUAUUCACCGGACUGACUCAACAACUGAGUUGUCAUGUUAAUUGUUUGCCGGCAAUGACAUUUUCCUUUCGGCGAGAGCUAAUGGCCGUAUUAUUUUCAUUACAGUGCUGCUGCUUUUUAAAAAAAAAAAAAAUAGAAGCUACAUUUUUUUUAAAAUGUGGCAAAUCUUAAGCUGCUAGUUCUAGGCCCUCAGAGGCUGAAGAUGAUCGUGUACUAGUAUUGUGGCCGUGAUACCAAAGGGCGUGUCGAUUGGCCGACUGAGACUGAUUCUCCGUCAGAACUGAGCCAAACCCCAAAAUUAAUUCUAAGGUAACAGACUUAUACUGUGCGUCUGCAGGACAAUGAAAAGAAGUCAUGUUCCUCGGUGCCUAAGCUCUUGAGUUGUGUACAUAUUUACUGGUUUUAAUUGCUAAAAUGUAUUACCGGUUGUAUAAAUCUUUAGGCCUCUUCUCACCGUUUUGGGUUGUUCGAAUAUCCGUCGUCUGUUCCAUGAUGUUUCCUACUUGCUUUCCUGUUUGUGCAGCUGUGCAUGUGGUGGUUCUGUCACAUGGGGAGUGCGCAAACACAGAAAAAAAGACACGUUGAAGAAGGCCUGAACUUAAAUCGAUUAGAAUUAGAAUUUUAAAAAAUCCGUCAAAUCUGAAUAGGUCAAAUAACGGAAAUGAAGUAGGGGUGGUUUUUAUGUUGAGUAGGCAUUUGUUUACAGUUUCUGGUCAUUUUAGAGGCUGCUUCAGUGGAACAAUCUUAGAAAGGGUUUGUUGUGUUAUUUUGACGAGCAGAUACCUGUGUAGCCUGGUUGCUUCACUCUCUUGUAUGUUUUCCUUAGUAUUUAUUAUUCUCGUAUGUUUGCACUCAAGUUCUAAAUAAAGUAACUUUACAUAGAGUACAUUUA
This is a messenger RNA of Anguilla anguilla (European eel), 2941 nucleotides long. It is a transcript of the gene calcr, whose product is annotated as calcitonin receptor. The record is from RefSeq and is a predicted model, not a curated record. NCBI's taxonomy places the organism in Eukaryota, Metazoa, Chordata, Actinopteri, Anguilliformes, Anguillidae. Gene Ontology annotation, biological process: cell surface receptor signaling pathway; adenylate cyclase-activating G protein-coupled receptor signaling pathway; positive regulation of cytosolic calcium ion concentration. The transcript has 16 exons. Bases 57 to 1895 code for a protein of 612 amino acids. Gene Ontology annotation, cellular component: plasma membrane; axon. Gene Ontology annotation, molecular function: amylin receptor activity; calcitonin receptor activity.